AUGAUACGUCCAUUGGUGCAAAUUAUCUUGACCCCUAACAAGUGUUCGUUCUAUCAUGCUGCGUAUGCUACGAAUGCCAAGCUAGCACUUACCUCUUUACAAAUGGACAAAAUGGUUGCGGAUGACACAUUUAUGGAUAUUAAUGGUGUCUUCGACGAAAUUAUUGCCUGUUUAAAUGCUGUCUCUGCAACUUUGGAUAAGUCACCUACUCAAAACGAACACACGGAGCGGGCUCUUUAUAGUUUAUGCAAGAGUAUCGACGGAUUUAGACAGAGCGCCAAAUACCUUUAUGAAUUUGUCUCGAAUAAAACGAAACAAGCACUUCAAGAAAAUUGCAACAAUCCAUACAAAACUCCGCCUCGUCAAGGAGAACUCAUUACACCGAGUGAUUUCGGCCCAUGGAACACCAACAUGGCUCAAUUAAACACGGUGCUUCAAUUAUGUAGUGAUGUUUUACCGGCAAGUUUGAUCCUUACAAAGAAAAAGCCCAAUCCAGCAAACAAACGAACCGUUUCACUAACAGAUGUCAUGGUAUCAUUCAUUGAUAUCAUGGUACUAUUAGCAAGAAUGGGAUUUAAUAUACUCGACGAAGACACCCAUCAUGUAGCUUACGGAUAUCUAACCACAGCUGAACGUAAAUGUACAGAAGUAAAUUUCCCAGAAGGAUUUCGAUGGUUGUCAGGUUCUUACUACAACUUGGGUGCUACCAUGAUUAAAACUGAGUUAUACAAACCUGCUCUCUAUCCACUUCGAAAGGCAUGCACUCUCUUAAGAAAGGACACCGAGCGUAUCACCUCAGUGGAAGGAAAAUUACAACUCUGUAAGCGCUAUGAAAUUCUUGGUACAUGCUGUCAAAAGAACGGAGAUUAUGAAGAAGCUAUUGUCGCCUACCGAUCUGCAUUGAAGAGUAUUCCCAAAAGCACAUUUGAAAGAUUUGUGAGUCGGGCAGAUACCACCGCUAUUUCUACCAUCAUCGAAACGGACCCAUUUGUACCCAAAUUAAUCGAUCGUUUCUUAAGAUCCUCUAUCAUUGAUCCGAAUCAAUCUGAAAUUCGUUUCGCUAAUGAGCUGAUGGAUCUUUCUGGCCUGACCGCUAUACAACAAGCCCUUGUGUAUGAAUGUGAAUUGAAAGUAUGGAAUUUCUUGGCUUUAAAAAUGAAUGUCACCAAAUUUCAAAUGGCUAUCGUUGAAAACCUGCUCUUAAUCUAUAAUGAGACCUUUUAUCCUAUUCGUAGGGCUAGGUAA
Molecule: messenger RNA, 1245 nt
Organism: Mucor mucedo
Lineage: Eukaryota; Fungi; Mucoromycota; Mucoromycetes; Mucorales; Mucoraceae
Exons: 3
Coding region: 1-1245 (414 amino acids)
Molecular function (GO): protein binding
Source: RefSeq, a predicted model, not a curated record